UUGUGGGAGGAGGAGGAAAUAAAGAGAGCCAGUAGAAAUGAAAAGGAGAGAGAGGUCAUCAUUUGGUGCAGGCUGUGGUGUAGAUGGGGACACGCAUGAGCUGAGUCCUCCACACCGGCAAACUCUCCUCCUCACGGAAGAACAGCGGACUCACUGUAACCGCCUCACGUACAGCCUAAUAUCGCAGUUUCCGCGUGUCGCUGAUGUUCAUGGUUAUUAAUAGGCUGCAUUGGUCUUCCGUCGGUUUCUUUGGACCAUUCAGAUCAACGGAUCAGAUGCGAGUGCGCAGUGUUUGAGGUGACAGUAGCCUACUAAGAACGCUCAAGAUUCAUUUCAUAAGACUCGAUUUGAAAGCGGACCGGAACCGGAGGCGAAAUUAAUGGAGCCGUGCACGUCUUGUUGAGGAUCCAUCUGCACUCGUCCUCAAUGGUCACCUUCUGUCCGAGCCUGUCUUUCUGCUUGCUGCAGUCCGCAUCAGAGGAUGUACGCUGAGGGAAGCACGCCAGACACUGAGCCAGACGCGUGCCAGAAGAAGACAUCAUGCUUCUCCAACAUCAAAAUAUUCCUCAUAUCAGAAUGUGCCUUAAUGUUGGCACAGGGCACUGUAGGAGCCUAUCUGGUCAGUGUCCUCACCACACUAGAGCGACGUUUCAACUUGCAGAGCGCUGACGUGGGUGUGAUCGCCAGCAGCUUUGAGAUUGGCAACCUUGCCCUCAUCUUAUUCGUCAGCUACUUUGGGGCCAGGGCCCAUCGGCCUCGGCUGAUUGGUUGCGGGGGCAUUGUGAUGGCGCUGGGCGCGUUACUGUCAGCACUGCCUGAGUUCUUGACCCACCAGUAUGAAUAUCAGUCUGGAGAGCCACGACCUGUGGGACAGGGAAAAGACGUGUGCUCCAAUAGCAGUCGAGCUGGGCUCUCUGAUCCAAAUUAUUUCUGUGGAAAUAGAACGAACACCAACAUGAUGUACCUGCUGCUGAUCGGAGCUCAAAUGCUUCUGGGGGUUGGAGCGACACCCCUGCAGCCGCUGGGCGUGUCUUACAUCGAUGAUCAUGUCAGGCGUGAAGACUCCUCCCUUUAUAUUGGUAUCUUAUUCUCAACACUGGUCUUUGGACCUGCCUGUGGUUUUAUUCUUGGCUCUCUGUGCACCAAAGUUUAUGUUGAUGCAGUCUUCAUUGACACAUCCACGCUGGACAUCACUCCUGACGAUCCACGCUGGAUCGGUGCCUGGUGGGGCGGCUUUAUCAUAUGUGGCCUUUUCCUCUUCCUCUCCUCAUUUUUCAUGUUCGGGUUCCCGCAGUCGCUGAACGAGCCUGGGGAGGGCCCGGGGGGUGAGAGCGAACAGGCCAUGCUGCCUGCUGAGCUGGUGCAGGAGUAUGAAGGAGUCAAAACCUCAGAUGACCCGGAGAUCAGCACUGGCCUAACCUGCUGCCAGCACCUGCAGGUUAUCCCAAAGGUGACUAAGCAUCUGCUGUCCAAUCCGGUUUUCACCUGUGUCAUUCUCGCUGCCUGUAUGGAAAUCGGCGUGGUGGCUGGAUUCGCUGCCUUCCUAGGGAAAUAUCUCGAACAACAGUUCAACCUCUCAACGUCCUCUGCCAAUCAGCUCCUAGGUAUGACAGCAAUCCCCUGUGCUUGUCUGGGUAUUUUCCUGGGCGGCCUCCUGGUGAAAAAGUUGGAUCUGUGUGCAUUGGGGGCUAUUCGUCUGGCCAUGCUAGUCAAUAUCAUCUCUACAGCCUGCUACGUCUCCUUCCUUUUCCUUGGCUGUGAUACGGGUCCAGUCGCGGGGGUGACUGUUGCCUAUGGCAACGAGAGUCUAGGCUCAUGGGAGCAGACGGAGGCCGCAUGUCUGUCAGGCUGUAAUUGUUACACGUCUUCUCUAAGCCCCAUCUGCGGCUCCAACGGCAUCACCUACCUCUCCGCCUGCCUGGCUGGCUGCACCCGAGGAAAUCUGACAGGCUGUAAGUGCAUCGCCCAAGGCGACGGGCCCGGGACAGCCACGCCGGGGAAGUGCUCCAGCCCAGGCUGUCAGCAGGCCUUCCUCACGUUCCUAGCAGUCGUGUGCGUCUGCAGCAUGAUCGGAGCCAUGGCCCAGACUCCAUCCGUCAUCAUCCUGAUCAGAACUGUGAGCCCAGAGCUGAAGUCUUACGCCCUUGGAGUUCUUUUCCUGUUGCUCCGGCUGCUAGGUUUCAUUCCUCCACCUCUGAUCUUUGGCAUUGGGAUCGACUCCACCUGCCUACUGUGGAGCUCUGUGUGCGGCAUUAAAGGGGCCUGCAUGCUUUACGACAACGUCACCUACCGCUACCUUUACGUCAGCAUCGCCAUUGUUCUCAAAUCCAGCGCCUUCAUUCUCUACACCAUCACCUGGCAGUGUCUGCGUCAGAACUACUCCAAGUACAUAAAGAACAGUGAGGACUACCUGACCCCAAGCCAGCUGUUCGCCUCCAACCUCACCCUGGACAACCUGGGCAAGGACAUUGCACAGAACCCUUCCAACCGCACCAAGUUCAUUUACAACCUAGAUGACCACGCCUGGAGCGAGAACAUGGAGUCAGCCAUAUAGUCCCCCCCCAAAGAGGGCCAGCUAGCCUGCUAAUAUGCACAUGCUAAUUUAGUCUCAUAACGCUCUUAUUCAAAGGAAAAUCCAUGUAAGCCGAUUUCUGCACAUUCCCGCUUGGGAGAAAUGGGCACUCUUUUAGCGCAUCCAGGGUGUUUUAACUAAACAGAGCCAAAUGAAUUUGACUGUUACUGUAGUGGUCAGGACUUGUAUAUGCUGGAUAUAUGAUAUGUGGAGAUGAAACGCAUCUAUCGUAUUAGGGAAUGUAUUAGGUUGCAGUUCCAAAACCGAACAAUUAGGGCCCAUUCAAACCAAGGACAACUACAAAGACAUAGUUCUAUAAAUCAUUCUUAAAGGGAUACUCCACUUUUUUUGGAAAUAGUCUCAUUUUACCACUCCCCC
Pimephales promelas (fathead minnow) is the source of this 2950-nucleotide messenger RNA. RefSeq names its product solute carrier organic anion transporter family member 3A1b (gene slco3a1b). Gene Ontology annotation, biological process: transmembrane transport; prostaglandin transport; sodium-independent organic anion transport. Gene Ontology annotation, cellular component: basolateral plasma membrane. The record is from RefSeq and is a predicted model, not a curated record. Lineage: Eukaryota; Metazoa; Chordata; Actinopteri; Cypriniformes; Leuciscidae. Gene Ontology annotation, molecular function: protein binding.